Drosophila subobscura is the source of this 957-nucleotide messenger RNA. Its product is annotated as cuticle protein. The record is from RefSeq and is a predicted model, not a curated record. The transcript is spliced from 2 exons. Gene Ontology annotation, molecular function: transcription coactivator activity. Gene Ontology annotation, biological process: positive regulation of transcription by RNA polymerase II. NCBI's taxonomy places the organism in Eukaryota, Metazoa, Arthropoda, Insecta, Diptera, Drosophilidae. The coding region runs from base 1 to 957 and encodes 318 amino acids. Gene Ontology annotation, cellular component: RNA polymerase II transcription regulator complex.
AUGCCACCAUUGGCAUCAGUUAAGAUUUACAGAUCUCUCCAUGCCAAAAACUCAAUCCCUUAUCUUCUUGGACAGCAUCUCUUUGUGGCCUGCACCGCUGUGCUCCUAGCAGUCAGCUCUCUGGCCAUGGCCAGUCCUUUGGGCAGCAGCUACCUGCCGCCGCAGGCCAAUGCCCACAGCACCUACAACUCGGCUGCAUCGAGCUCCUCCGCCGGUGGCCACUAUGCAGCACCCUCGUCCAGCUAUGCAACCCGAUCGCACGCGUCUCCAGCGGCACCGUCACGACAGUAUCUGGCCCCGGUCUCCCAUAGCAGCAGCAGCAGCAGCAGCAGCUACUCAGCGCCUGCCGCCUCCCACAGAAGCUACUCCGCACCUGUGUCCGCUCCAUCCAGACAGUACCUCGCUCCAGCCGCCUCCCACAGCAGCUACUCCGCUCCAGCUGUGUCCCACAGCAGCUACUCAGCGCCUGCCGCCUCUCAUACUAGCUACUCCGCACCAGUGGCUGCUCCAUCGAGACAGUACUUGGCUCCAGCUGCCUCCCACAGCAGCUACAGCAGUGCUGGCUCCUCAUACUCCGCUCCGUCCUUGUCCCACAGCAGCUACUCCGCUCCGUCCGUGUCCCAUCAGAGCUACUCCGCACCUUCUGUGUCCCAUCAGAGCUACUCCGCACCGUCCGUGUCCCACAGCAGCUACUCCGCUCCGUCUGUGUCCCACAGAAGCUAUUCCGUGCCUGCCGCCUCACACGGAUCGAGUCAGAGCUACGCCGCACCAGCCGUAUCUCGUGUCAGCUACUCGGCACCGGCACGCUAUGCAACCGGCUCGGGCCAUGGAGCUGGUGGUUACUCCCAGUCCUACUCGUCGGGCGGCAGCAGCAGCAGCAGCUACGGACAUGGCCACGCCGGCGCAGCGACUCGUUAUGCCUCCAACGGUGGCUACGAAUAUCGUCUGAAGCACUAA